AUGGCAGAUGAGGAAGGACCACGAUACCUUUCCGACACGGAAAUAGAGGCACUCGCCUCUACGAUGCGUGUAGCGGACCCAAAUGAAGAUAAUGGCGCGUUUAGUUCCAUAACAAAACUGGAAGCACUCAUGUGGUUGAGGCUCCUCGGGCCAAAGGAUUUGUCGCCAACUAAGGCGGCGUCAGCGUCCGAUGAAAACAUCUUUCACAGACUUCGUUAUGCCCUGUGGGAUUCGCAAAGGAUCGAUUAUCUCUUUCACGGGAAACGCUUCAGCGAGUCCCCGUCCCUCGAUGUGAAAUCCUUGUCCUCUUGGCCUGAUUGGCAGAAAGAACAUGCUGAGCUACGAACCCUCAGCAGAGGUAUGCAGAAAAUGGACGGAUAUAAGGAUGCCGACCGACUUAAUUCUUAUGUUCAUCGGCACUUCACCAUGUCCGCUUUCACGCAAAUGGAGAAUAUGUCCGGGGUGGUUAUGAACCAUCCAAAAGACUGGAGGGGCGCUUGGAUAGGUACCAAGGCAAAGAUGCACUGUGCCGCCCUGGACAUCACUAGAGAGGGCGGGAGAAACACCCCUUUCGUAACCUACUUCACAACUCCUGAGAACGGAACCUGCAUGCUUAUUAUGGAAAUUUUGGAUGUGAAAGAGUGCGCUUGGCCAGAACCAUCCAAGAAGGGAGGAUCUCAGUUCACCCUUCAUCUCGAAGGGCGCCUGGCAAAAAGCAUGAAAGGCGCCUCAAAGAGAGCUGUGCGAGAGAAAUUGCAAUGGCAUUUACAAACGGGAGAGGAAAUGGAACCAACGCACAUCCGAAUGUUUGCUCGCCUUCUGUCGCACAACGCCACCCUUAUAGACCCUGAGUACGUCGGCGAGCUACAGUCACACUGGGCGGGCGUAGCGCGUGACUCCUUGUCUAUGCUCCUGAUCGUACUCCAUGCUAAUUAUAAAAACAACCACUUCAAAGUUGCAAAUCAGUCCUCCGAUUGUAAUAAACGUGACUGGUCGGAGCACAAAGCUAAUUGCAAAGUCUCCAAACGUCUCUUAUCCGACCCGUCGAGUUUCCCGACAGACAAAUUCUACGUACCUAUCAGAACGUACGUUGAUUUCAUACCUGAAAGCGGUUUUGCGGUGGAACAAGAAGCAAUCAAGGAGAGUGGUUCCUCGAACAUAGGUGACUGCCCACGCAACGAAUACGGUCGUGAGAGGUUCAUCAUUCGUACCGUGAUGCCGUUGGAUUACAGUCACAAUGGGCGGUACAAGGGAGCUACGAUCUUCCUUUGGGAUCGACGCAGAAGUCUCCUAGCAAGGACUAGCCCUGGAGAUCCUCCCAUGGCGAAAGAACGAAAUUGGGACUUUGAAAUUCCUUUCCACCCACAAGGGUACGAGCAGUAUAAGAAAUCUUGUGGAUAUACCCCAACAAGGGGCUCUGUCUUGGGCAUGAAUGCUUUCGCUUCUUCCUCAGAUAUUCAAUCCGUAGCACAAUUGUAUCUAGGCGCUACAUUUGUGCGUCGGAAACCGGUUGUUCCUCACUGGGACCGCUCCGGAAUAUCUAUCUACGUGGCAUUUAGAAUCAUUCUUUUCUAA
Laccaria bicolor S238N-H82 is the source of this 1575-nucleotide messenger RNA. RefSeq lists its product as uncharacterized. The transcript has 7 exons. Lineage: Eukaryota; Fungi; Basidiomycota; Agaricomycetes; Agaricales; Hydnangiaceae. The record is from RefSeq and is a predicted model, not a curated record. Bases 1 to 1575 code for a protein of 524 amino acids.